GGAGAUAGGUCUGACAAGCUUAUUUUGUAAAUAGUUUUUAAUAUUAUUUGUAUUUAUUUUGUCAAUUUCUCACUGCAUGUACAUUUAUCAUUAAAUGAUUGUACCUGUUGUUUAAGUAAAUGACCUUGAAGACUAUUUCCGUUGUGAUACUACAUAGCGUGACAUAUCGUUGCUGGUUAACAAAUACACUGCUUCUCUCACAUUCCUCGUUCUAUUUUCAUUCGAGAUUGAGUUAAAUGAGAUCUAAAACAGAUAUUAUUUACAUUCAUAGACUGUGAGAGCGAAUACACCAUACCUUACUUUGGAUUACACCACUGGGGAGUUCAUCGAUACGUUUGGAAUUACCAAGCAUCUAUAACUGUGGAUUUAUUGUACCAGAUUAAAGCCGAACACGCAUCAUUUUGGGUGAACUUAAGUAAAGUCCCAUUUUUAUUGUAUUUGUAGCAUUUAACUGAUAUAUAUUAAUAUUACUAUUGCUUUUUAUUAACUUUGUUGAUACUUUUUGUGUUUAUAUAUCGUCUGGUCCACCACAAUUAUUUGGUGAGCCUCGUGUUUAUCCUAACGGUUAUAUUGUUUAUCAUUUCAUACAAUUUACUGGUUUAUUUUUUCUCGUAAUGUCCUCUCCCACUAAACUCAUUGAUAUGGAUUCGCCUCCAGUAACAACUUUUGUCUCAUUGUCGAACUCUCCUGAAAAUAAUUUUAGUUCAGUUAAUUCUAUCUCAGAAUUCAGACUCCCAACUUAUGGAGCUAAUAACCCAAGAGUCUGGUUUGCUCAAAUUGAAGCUUUGUUAAUGGCUAGAGGCUUAAGAUCUCAGGCGACAAAGUAUGCAUAUGUAGUUGGCGCACUUCUUAUUGAGAUUGCCGCUGAAGUCGGGGAUUUAAUCGAUCACGUGCCAGAAUCUGAACCAUAUGAUAAGAUAAAAGCAGCAGUAAUUCAACGUACAUCGAUCUCAGAUGAGAAAAGGCUACAGCAAUUGCAGACGUCUUGUGACUUCGGAAAUAAAAUACCCUCUCAACUUCUCCGCCACAUGAAACAACUCGCCGGUCCAUACAAACCAGACGAAGUCCUCCUAAAGCAAAUGUGGUUUCAAAGAUUACCACACAGCGUUAGACAAAUUCUCAGUGUCUCAGGGAAAUCCGUCGCCCUUGAUGACUUAGCCGACAUGGCGGAUAAAAUGAUGGAAGUAUACCACGACAAUCACUGUGUGAACUCAUUGCAACCACCUGGACCAGAAGAUAUUAGCUGUUUAGUCGCCUUUCAAAAGCAGUUAACGCAAUUAACGAGCCAGCUGGCGUCACUGCAAUCGACCAUAGCAACCUUCCAAGCUAGACAACCGAGAUCCCCCUCCAAACGAAGAUCUUUUUCCAGACAACGGUCUCGGUCACAGAAGCGAACAUCUGAAGUUUGUUGGUACCACCAAAAAUACGGCACCAAAGCACGGCGUUGCACAUGGCCGUGCACAUUUUCUGCGGCUGACACAGAGAAUCAGGGAAACGGCCCGGCCAGACAGUGAUGGCGGCGCCUGUUUCUGGCGAGUAAUAAUGAUCCAAAAGCAUCCAGAUUAAAAACGCAGUAUAACAGCUAAUUCCAGGGUGCUUGGUGCUUUUGACCUUUAUGUAACUCAAUCGAGUCUAAACAAUUAAAUUAGCCCAGAUAACUGUGUGGCUGCCAUUGUAUGAAUCAUCUAAAAUGACAUUAUGAUUGCAGAAAAUUUAUAUAUUAAAUUCACCAUACGUUUUUGCGAUGUUAUACUUGUUUUUUGGCGAUGGAACUCAAAAAUUUGAAAUUAGGCGGACAGUUGUCGGAAGAAAAGAUAUUACAGGAUAGUGUAUAGCUUAAAACAGAUUAGAACGUUGAGUGAAGAAAGAUUGUAAAGAAUUAGGUCCAGAUAACCAUUCAGGCUUUGUUUACGUUGCUAGUCAGUGUAUAUUUACGUGAUUUGCAGGUCAUAUUUGCAAGAGCUUGGUGUUUUAACAAGUUUAUUUCAAUGAAACAUGUGAAUGCUUUUAAAGCUAGUUAAUAAACCAUCUUGGCCAAUUAUUAAUAUAGAUGAACGGUUAUUAUUAUUGACUGAGUUAGUAAGUUAUAAGUACUAAUCAACACUACACUACAAUAAUACAUGUGAGCAUUAUUCAGAAGAAUGAUAGAAUACUGGAUUAACAUAGGUAAAAAUCGGUCGAUAAUGAUACAGUUAAAAUGAGGAAUAAUAAUAGGCCGUGUUUCAUCACGCCAGGUUCACCAAUGUAGAUUUACGGUCUACUUAGUUAUUAGUACUGCUCUAUUAAUAGACCUAAUCCUAAAACUGUAGAUACGUCAUGAUGUAGCUGCCUAAUCUAUAUGAUCUUACGUGGAAGUCACAUCAUUGUCUACACCAACUCAUCGCAUCGUAAAAAUCACCAAUAUAUGAUAGAUAACACACAUAGACUAGAGAUAGAACAGUAUAUUUAAUAUGAAUAAAAGAUCUUAAAAGUAUAUUUUCCUUAUGAAAGCAAUUAAACCAUUAGAAAUUAGAUAGUUUGCAAUAGAUAGAUACAAGGAAGUUCGUAAACCCUCAAUUGACAAAUAGAAAUCGUUCUACGAAUCCGUUUGCAUGUGAGUGGUAGGUGGUCGUUCAGAAUCGUGUGAUCCCUAGUGAGACAACAAAAAAGUCCGGCAUCAAACGGGCAUCCACGGACUUUAGUGAUAGUUGAAGGACAGCUGAAGCUUGUUAUCCACCGUUCGACGGAGUUGUGGGCCACUAUUUCAGCAGUAGUGUUGUUGAUAAAUACUACUUCUGGCCACCAUGUGAAACGGCCUACACAAGUUAGGAGAUAAGAGUAUCUAUCCGAAUCUGGUAAAGGUCCUGCCAAAUACAGAUGAACAUGGUCGGAACAAGCAACGGGAGUUUUGAAAGAGCCUAAGGGAUCACUGUUGUGUCCAAUCUCCUUGGAUUUCUGACAGCUUACACAGGAGUGUGCUCACUUUUUCGCGUCUUUAUUCAUACUGGUCCAAAAAAUUCGCUCUGCUAUGAGCUUGAUGGUUGUUCGAACACCUGGAUGAGAAAGUCUGUACAAUAUAUUGAAGAAGUUGCGUCGAUAAUGUUCCGGCACGACCGGACGAUUCCUAACUGUAGAUGUGUCGCACAGUAAAGCUUCCUUACAUUUUCCUAUGUGUUUAAACGCAAUUUCACAGUUGCCAAUGAUAUCUUUUGCUGAAGAUCAGUGUCUUCUUUUUGAAGCUUGGCGAGUUUAAAAAGAUCGAUUCCUUGGAAACUGUUUAAGGAUGUUAAACGAUACAAGGCGUCUGAGACUACAUCGUUUGCUUCGGAAAUGUGUUGUAUAUCUGUUCUAAACUGAAAAAUGUAGUCCGAUGCUCGAGACCCUAGAGAAGAGUACUUGUCUAAAGAUGGACUUAAAGAGAAAGCAAGAGGUUUGUGAUCGGUGAAAAGAAUGAACCUUUCGUGCCUUAAGGUAACCCUCGUGCUAUUGAUAGAAGAAACCAGACAAGUAGUGAAUAGGUCUUUAUUUCGAUCUUCGCGCAGUCACAGUGGAGCGUGGGAUUAUUUGUUCAGACAAACAAAGCCUUUCAACAUUCAAUAUAAGUGAUAAUAAGAAAUAUAACGCCUAUGCAAAUUAAGGAAGUGAAUGAAUACUUGACCUGUACUGUUUAGGCAUAUGCUUGGUUGUUUGAGGUCAACUCUUAACCAACCAACCUAUGCUGUUACAAAUUCUCGGCCAUCAGCUGAGUGUUGAAAGUUCCGCACGGCAUAAUAUAGGAGUUUCCUACCGAAAGUUCUAUGUCUCUAUUCGGCGUCUAGCAAUCGUCUUGCGAAAAAUGCCGAAGGCUGCCAAGUGUGGUUAACCUACUGUCGUAAGACUCCUCCGACUACCGAGUCGGAUUCGUCUGCUGCGAUACUAAUGUGUGUUUUGUUGUCUGGGUUUGCAUGCACAGUUACUCUUGCGAUAAGUUCCUUAAUUGUGGAGAAUGCUUCUUUCGCAUUAUCAUCCAAGUUGAUGGGUUUCCCAUUUCCACGAACUUUGAGGUUUCAUAAGGGACAAGCAAUUUUGUAAGAAACUUACUAGUCCGUAAAACGUGCGUAGUUGCUUGAUAGCGGUCGAUUCCAGGUAAUGAAGAAUCGUCUUUUCAGAGGUUGGAUGCUUUGAGCAUCAAUAUUCUGUCCGAGAAAACCUAGAGAGACAGUGCCAACAAUUCUGAAGCUUUACAGUAAUUUCAUGUUUUUGCAAUCGUUCUAAAACAAAUAUCAAAUGCUGGAGAUGAGAUUCUCUGUCCGAACUAGCAGUCAUCUAAAUGUGCGUAUACGAAUUUGAGAACCUGAAGUACGUCAUCGAUGGAUCGCAUCAAGUUUUGUGUAGCAUAUCUUCAGCCGGAAAGCAUGCGCGAAAAUUUGUGGAGUCCGGUGGGAGUGGUGACAGCGGGCUUAGGUUCUGUGGCCAUCGAAAAUCGGCUAUACGCUUUGAUCUGAACAAUUUUCAGAAAAAUAGUUGUGCCUUUUAAGGUGUCUAUCAUAUCGUAAAUAUGAGGCAACAAGUUACGUAAGUGGUUUUCGUAUUCAGUCGCCGAUGAUGACCAGCUUGAUGCUAAUCACUGUUAUCCUUUUUAGGGACCAUGUGUAAGGGAGGUUUACAGGGGCAGUUCGAUGGCCAAAUACCUCAGCUUUUAGGAUGCUAGUCUGUGAGCUUUCGAGAAUACAUGUAGUCCUAUAGUCGUGAUGUGUUGUGCAACAUCGCUAGUUACAAACGGCAAUGUCGGUCGCGUUUGGUACAGUUCAGGGUACUUACCUAGUAUAUUUUCAUUGUAUGGAUAGAUCGUAUACCUUACUGUGACUAUGAAUAAUAUACAACCGGGAAAAGAAGUCACGCAAACAGAUGAACUAGUAUUUUCGUAUAUUAACCUUUCUUUACGCGUGUCAAUUAGUAUAUUACGAUGUUGUGACAGGUCUAUACCAAUGAUUGGCAUAGGAACAUCUGCAACAAC
Messenger RNA from Schistosoma haematobium, 4975 nucleotides. RefSeq lists its product as uncharacterized. NCBI's taxonomy places the organism in Eukaryota, Metazoa, Platyhelminthes, Trematoda, Strigeidida, Schistosomatidae. The record is from RefSeq and is a predicted model, not a curated record. Bases 615 to 1514 code for a protein of 299 amino acids. The transcript has a single exon.